Zerene cesonia (dogface butterfly) is the source of this 905-nucleotide messenger RNA. RefSeq names its product ribonuclease H2 subunit B. NCBI's taxonomy places the organism in Eukaryota, Metazoa, Arthropoda, Insecta, Lepidoptera, Pieridae. Gene Ontology annotation, cellular component: ribonuclease H2 complex; nucleoplasm. The transcript has 3 exons. The record is from RefSeq and is a predicted model, not a curated record. Gene Ontology annotation, biological process: ribonucleotide metabolic process; RNA catabolic process. The coding region runs from base 1 to 528 and encodes 175 amino acids.
AUGUUGGCUUAUGUGUUGGCACAACAAUCAGGUUCCAGUGAUUUAAAAGCCUACAAAUACAAUGAAGUAAAAACAAUACAAUGGCUUAAAAAUAGAGUCCAUAAAUUAUCUACUGUCUUAAAGGAAAAAAAUCUUCAUGUCACAUCUGGUGCAACUUCUGCCACAUUUGUAGCUAGUACGCUUACAAAUGAUUCUGUUGAUGAAGAAUUUUACCUUAAAUAUGCACAUGGAAUCAUAUCAGAAUAUCUGCAAGAUGAUUUAGUAGAAUUGCUAGAAAAGCAAUUUGAUUUCAAAGCAGAACUAAUUGAAACUAUUGGGAAGAAAAGAAAAUCUGAUGCAAGUGAAUUGAUUGAAUCACACAAAAAGAUUAAAUCUGAGCUAAAGGAAGAAACGGAUGAUAAAUUGAGUGAUUUUAGUUUUAGCAGUACUGAAAUUAAAAAGCCAAAACCAUUAUCCGCAAAAGAAAAAGCAAGGCAAAAGGCAGCAAGUGGAUCAAAAACAAUAUCAGCUUUUUUUACUAAGAAAUAAUUUAACCUGUAUGAGAAAAACUUUCCAUGUGAGUGUUGUAAAAAAGUAAUGAUUCAGAUUCAGAACUAUAAGUUAUGAACGUGAGCUGCAUAUUAUGUUUCAUGUCUUAUUAUAUCAACAGAAAAAUGAAACCAAAAGAAAAAAAGGGGAGUUUUAACCCUGUACCCCAUCCAAUGUCCAGAUGAGAUUCACAAUUGAUUUUCUUAUGUGUUUAUUUUCUUAAGAUAUGAACUUGCAGCUUAGAGAUAACAGGAUGACCUAUACCAAUACAAAUGAAUGACAAUGCAAUCCAUGGAAGCGCCCUGGGAAGGACUGAAUUGGAAAUAGGAUGGUAUCAGAUGAAAUCAAUAUAAUUCAUAAAAUAUAGAAAUAAACAA